Penicillium brasilianum is the source of this 2918-nucleotide messenger RNA. NCBI's taxonomy places the organism in Eukaryota, Fungi, Ascomycota, Eurotiomycetes, Eurotiales, Aspergillaceae. The record is from the annotation of a GenBank genome assembly.
CUUACCGCAGAGGCAAUAAGCUCCUCUCGAGGAGCCAUGGUGAAUAUGUGCUGUCAAUCACUCACAAGGACGAUGGAAGAGGAGAAAGUCCAGAGGCAGGGGAUGCGACCGUCAUCGGCACUGGCCGUGGACCUCGGAACUUAGGACCGCCAAGCCUCACUUCCCCAGACCGAAGGUCUCGUGAUUCUUUGCCGGCGCAACUGUUCUUCCAGUGCGACUCCACCGCUUUCCGCUUCCGGAAGCGGCACCACUCUUGUUUACAUCUUCCCGCCCAAACCUACCUGCACGACAAAACAAGCCCCCCCUCAUCCAGAAAUUUGCGCCGCGAGUCCAGAUUUGAACUGUCAAUACUUGGACGUUGAACAUACUUUUUUUCAACUUUGCACGGGUCGAUUUUACUCCCUGCCGCGACUGUGGCUUUGUUGUCACCAUGUCGCAAGAUACUGGGUUGUUCAGUAUCAGGCGCCCCCGAGAGACCCUCGGGAGUGUACAAAACCAUUCUUCAAUUCCCCAGCCGUCGUCGGCUAUGAAGCGCACAAGCUCCAUUGGCUUCAACAAUCCCCCAUUUACCUCCCAGCACGCCCGCUCGAACUCCCUACUGAACUCAACGAGUCGACCUCAACAGCCCAACUUUACGCGCAUGUCCAUGGCUGGCCCCGAGGCUGGUCUCUCAUCUGUACGCCGAUCCGUUUCGAGUAAUAUGUUUCAUGGUACGAGUGCUGGUAGACAAAGUUUUGCGCCGGGUUCACUUUCGUCCAAUUCUGCCUCGCAGCAGAACUUGCAACGUCGCAGCAGUGUCUUUUCACGACCAUCCGUGGGUGGACCCAUGGGCCAUCAAUCCUUUUUCAACUCGGUUCCAGCUGUGGCGGGUGUGCCUAGGGACCCUCGACCGCUUCGUGACCGAUCAUUCCAAGCGCGCAUUGGGCAGGAGCUACUGGAGUAUUUGACGCACAACAAUUUUGAGUUAGAGAUGAAGCACUCUCUUGGACAAAACACACUACGCUCGCCGACACAAAAGGACUUCAACUACAUCUUCCAAUUCCUUUAUCACCGCAUUGACCCGGGCUACAAGUUCCAGAAAGCGAUGGAUGCGGAAGUUCCUCCUAUUCUUAAGCAGCUGCGAUAUCCCUUUGAAAAGGGUAUCACCAAGUCACAGAUUUCGGCCGUGGGUGGCCAGAAUUGGUCCACUUUCCUCGGCAUGCUACACUGGUUGAUGCAAUUGGCACAAUUGAUGCAACGAUUUGAUAGCGGAGAGUAUGAUGAGGCUUGUGCGGAAGCAGGAGUCGAUGUCACCGGGGAUCGCAUUAUCUACCGCUUCCUUACCGGCGCCUAUCAUGACUGGCUUCAAGGUGGCGAAGAUGAGGAUGACGAGACGGCAGAGCAACGAUUGGUCCCCCAUAUUGAGGCAAUGUCGCAGGAGUUUGCCCGCGGCAACGAACGAUAUGUACAGCAGAUGGAAUCGCUAGAGGCAGAGAAUCAGGCUCUUCGCGAUCAAAUUCUGGAAAUGGAGAAGAAUGCGCCAGACAUGGCCAAGCUGGACCAGCACUUCCGAAUCCUAGAGGAUGAUACGAGGAAGUUCGAGGACUAUAACCAGAACGUCAAGGGCAAGAUUGAAAAAUACGAAACUCGCAUCAAGUUCCUGGAUGCAGAGAUCCAAAAGACCGACGCCGAGCUUCAAAUCACGGAGAGUGAGCGUGCCGAGCUUCAGGCGAGCGUCGACCGCCAAGGAAUCACCAUUCAAGAUAUUGAUCGCAUGAACACGGAACGAGAACGGCUUCAGAAGAGUCUUGAAGAUAGUAUGGCUCGCUUGGAGGAGACCCACGCCCGCGUCAUGGAGAAGGAGGCCGAAGCAAGCCAGAAAUUGGAAGACCUGGAGCAGAUUGUCAAGGCCUACAACACUCUUGGCUAUCAAACAAGCCUGAUCCCCUCCUCUGCCGAGAAUGCCAAGGGUCAAGACUUUGAGCUUACUCUGAAUGUCAAUGAGAACAAUUUCUCCGCGAGCCAGAUCGGAGGUGCGCCCAACCGGAUGUCGUCAGAGGGCGAUCGCCUCUUGGCCGAGCCUUAUACGGGCUAUCACCCAGCUCAUUUGCUGAAUUUGGACCUUCGGGGCUCCGUCCGCAAUAGUCUACAAUCAUUGCGCAAGGAGAUCAACGAGCGACGGAAAAAAGCAAUUGAUGACGACCUUGAUCGUCGCAAUCUACUUGACAAUAUUAAGGAGGCGAUGGAUGAAAAGCGCAGCGAGGUUGAGGCCCUGGAGCACCGGCGCCGGGCGGCGGAAGAGGAGUUUGAACGCACCAAGGAAAUCACCACCACUCAGAAGACGGCAUCAGACGCCCAGAUUGAGAAGAUGGAGAAGGAACUCGCCAAGAUGCGGGCGACCCUCAGCGACAGUGUCCAGCUGAUGGAGCAGCGCGAGAUGAAUACCAACAUUGAGUAUGAACAGUUGACACUUCGAGCCAAUGCGCUACGAGAAGAGUUACAUACCAACGUUGAGACGAUGCUCAACGAUGUUAUUCGCUUCAAGGUCCAUGUACAAAAAGGCUUGGAGGACUACGAGAGCUUCGUGGUAGAUGAAGUGGAGCAAGAGUUGGGUGGCGAUUUGCCUGCAGACGAGGACGAGGAGCUAUGAGAUCUUUGGUUCUAACCAUAUGGUCCCCCUGUACGGAGUAUUGUGUUUCACGAAGUGAUGAUGAAGAUUUGGCGCCGGGAGUUGAUUCUACGGUUGUUUCUGUUGUACUAGGAUGCGGUGAUGCUAAUUUAGAGUGAGGACGCGUAAUGCUCGGUGGGCCCGGCGUGAAGCAGGUCCUUAGGGUGAUACUUGUGGCGGUUUGCUUACUUUUACUGCUGACUUUGCUCUUGUCGGCGUUUCCAAGAAACGAGAUGGUUUCCACAUCAUGCAAGCUCCGUCGCUUAAUCAG